AUGAUGAAUAUUAUUCAGUAUACGUCGUUAUUUUUCGCUGGUUACUUUAUUCUCAGCAGCGCUGAUCCAAUUACCAUCGAAGUGAGUUGGUCGGCAAAAGAUUAUCCUCUGCAUACUACACCAAGCCUACAGAUCGUCACUAAUCCACUUGUAUCAAGACAAUUUUCACCUGUUAGUAAAAAGAUAUUUGACAAUUUAGCACAGCUCAAUGCUGAAUAUACGCGAUUCGCUGCCUGGUUUCCCUAUCCAAAAAUGGCCGUGGCUGAACUCGAUCCACCAUCAGGUUUAGCCCAAUGUGGCAAUGCUGGCGAAAGCUACCCCGUUCAACUGUCCUGCCGAAAGAGUGGUGGAACAAUUAGUAGUAUUGACUUUGCUUCAUAUGGAACAGCAACUGGUGCCUGUGGCCAGAUGAAACAAGGUACUUGUCAUGCAACGACUACUAUGGAUAUUGUUAAACAAGCAUGUCUCGGUCAACAAGAAUGUAGUGUUCCGGCUUCAUAUCAAAUAUUCGGAGAUCCUUGUUUUGGAACACACAAGAGACUGCUCGUUCAAAUCCAAUGCAAUCCACCACAAAACAAUACCUAUUGGAAUUUCACCUAUGUAGAUCCGAUGUUUCAAGAUUUUCUUCAAGCAACCGAUGGCCAUUCACGUAUUGUUAUGUUUUCUACUCAACCUACGUGGUUGUUCAAACUGGAUACGCCUCAUAUCUACCCCGAUAAUGUAACAGAAACUGAUUGGGGAUAUCCGCAAGGUACACAAUUUGUCGAUGAUACAAUGCAAGCACUCGGUGAUUACUAUGGCCGUCUUACGGCAUGGUAUACUCGAGGUGGUUUCAUCGAUGAAUAUGGAGACAGACAUGUAUCAAACUAUUCAUAUAAGUGGGAUUACACUGAAAUAUUCAAUGAAAUUGAAGCUGAACAUCAGAUGACUCCAGAGGUAUAUACGCGAGCGUACGAUGCCGUGAUUCAGGGUAUUAGAAGACAUACCAACAAUACUGAAAUGAAAUAUGUUGGAAUGGCACUUUCAGGUCACUAUGAAUUCAAUUGGUAUCGUUACUUUCUUAAUCAUUCAAAUCAUGCACCAGAUAUUCCACUGGAUAUGAUUUCCUAUCACUUCUAUGCUUCCAGCAAGACAAGAACAGAUCCACUCGAUUACGAAGCAUUCUUUCCUCAACUCGAUACUUUCACAGAUGAAAUCCGACAGAUCGAAGUUAUUCGAAAGGAACUUUCACCCGAAACAAGAACUACUAUUGAUGAACUAGGAAUAAUCCUCCCGGAUGAUAAUACACCCGGUGCACCUCAAUUUCCAUUGGUCUUUUGGAAUGCUGGUGCAGCUUACUAUGCUUAUGCAUGGGGUAAAAUAUCUCGACAAGGCAUUGAUGUUGUAGGACACAGUCAACUGGUAGGUUAUCCAAAUCUACCUGAUCUUCAACUUGAACCUCAAUUUCCUAGUGUUGCUAUGUUGAAUUGGACCACAGGAGAAGGAACAGCCAAAUACUGGGUUUCAAAAUUACUAAUCAAUACAACCGAUAUCGACAAUGAUCAAGCAGUUAUCACGCGUACAUCUGAUGUGGGUGAAAAAAACUUGUUCAGUCAAGCAUUUGUGACUAAAAAUGGUCGUCGAUGGGUAUUGAUGGUCAACAAAAGAUUUGCUGAUAUCAACGUAGUAUUAUCUGGCUGCACUGGUGGUACAAUGCAAGUCGUUAAUGAAGCAUCUGGCUUUGGUCCUGCAACAGUGUCAAAACUAACAUCGGAUCAAAUUCUCUUGAGUGCGUUUGCUGUGGCUGUGGUUCAUAUGCCUGACAGUGAAUUGAUGAUUUGA
Messenger RNA from Adineta steineri, 1821 nucleotides. The record is from the annotation of a GenBank genome assembly. Lineage: Eukaryota; Metazoa; Rotifera; Eurotatoria; Adinetida; Adinetidae.